Molecule: messenger RNA, 5001 nt
Organism: Cyclopterus lumpus (lumpfish)
Lineage: Eukaryota; Metazoa; Chordata; Actinopteri; Perciformes; Cyclopteridae
Product: citron Rho-interacting kinase
Exons: 41
Coding region: 1-5001 (1666 amino acids)
Biological process (GO): actomyosin structure organization; peptidyl-threonine phosphorylation
Cellular component (GO): cytoplasm; cytoskeleton
Molecular function (GO): protein serine/threonine kinase activity
Source: RefSeq, a predicted model, not a curated record
AUGUGUCUGCGUACUACCGGAAAGUGCUGUGACUGUGUAUCUGUGGCUGUGCUGCCAGCCCUGCUGUGUUCCUGGUUCCCAAAGCUCCUCAGGUCCUGUAAUGCUGUUGAGCAGGAAAUGUCACUUGUCCAGAGGAAGAUGUCUGACCUUGAGUCGGUGUUGCAGCAGAAGGAUAUAGAGUUGAAGGCCUCUGAGACCCAGAGGACCAUCCUAGAACAGGAUCUGGCAACCUACAUCACAGAAUGCACUAGUCUAAAGCGCAGUUUGGAACAGGCUCGUAUGGAGGUGUCACAAGAGGACGACAAAGCUCUGGAGCUACUCCAUGACAUCCGGGAGCAGAGCAACAAGCUUCAAGAGAUCAAAGAGCAGGAAUAUCAUGCCCAGCUGGAGGAGAUGCGUGUCUCCAUACGACAGCUGGAGGAGGACCUGUCGGCUGCCCGUCGCCGUAGUGACCUGUACGAGUCUGAGCUGAAAGAUUCUCGGCAGACCAGCGAGGAAUUGAAGAGGAAGUCUGCGGACUACCAGCACAGGAUGCAGAAGGUCAAAGAGCAAGGCAAAGCAGAUACAGAGGAGACAAUCACCAAGAUGGAGAAGACCAGUGCUGAGCAGCAGACCAAGAUCCAAGAUCUUCAAGAGAAGCUUGCAAAGUCGUUAAAGGCCAGUGCUGAGGCUACAGACCUCCUUCAGAGUAUGAGGAUGGCCAAAGAGCGCAUGGAGCGAGAUCUGGAGAGGCUACAGCACAAAGAAGACUCCAGUGACAGCCUACGGAGACGCCUCCGUGAGACUGAGGAUGGCAGGAAGACUCUGGAGAACCAGGUGAAAAGGCUGGAGAUCGUCGAGCGUCGGGAGACGAAACUGAAGGAGGAGAUCCAGAGCAAGGCCCUGCAGAUUCAGCAGAUGGCAGAUAAGAUUCUGGCGCUGGAGGACAAUCUGAGAGAAACACAAUCCACGUCCCAACGGUUGGAGACUCAUCUGAAGCAGAAGGAGAAGCUUCAUGAAGACAAGAUAAAGGUGUUGGAGGCCCAGAUGAAGGCGGACAUGGCCGAUAAGGAGAUGCUGGAGUCCAGUCAGAGCAAUUAUGAGGAGGAGGUGCGGGAGAAGUGCAGCAUCAUCGGUGAACAGAAGGCGACCAUAAAUGCUAUGGACUCUAAGAUGAACAGCCUGGAGCAGAGAAUUGCUGAGCUGUCGGAGGCCAACAAACUGGCAGCCAACAGCAGUAUCUACACACAGAAAAACAUGAAAGCUCAGGAGGAGAUGAUCUCAGAGCUUCGCCAACAGAAGUUCUACCUGGAGUCUCAGGCUGGGAAGUUGGAGGCCCAGAAUGCCAAACUGGAGGAGCACCUGGAGAAAAUGAGUCAGCAGGAGCAAAGCAAUAAGAGCCGUGUGCUGGAGCAGGAAACUCGGCUGCGAGAGAUCGGGCUGGAGCACGAGGAACAGAAGAUGGAGAUUAAGCGCCAGGUGUCAGAUCUGACCCUGUCGCUGCAGGAGCGUGAAUCCCAGGUCAGCAAUCUGCAGGCAGCUCGCCACGCGCUUGAGAGCCAACUGCAGCAGGCCAAGACCGAGCUGGAGGAGACCACCGCGGAGGCUGAGGAGGAGAUCACUGUUCUCAGAGCACACAGAGAUGAGAUACAACGCAAGUUUGAUGUCUUGAGAGACAGCUGUGCGGUAAUCACAGAUCUGGAGGAGCAGCUGACCACACUGACUCUGGAGAAUGCCGAGCUGAACCGCCAGAACUUCUACCUGUCCAAGCAGCUGGAUGAGGCCUCCGACGACAGGGAGGACCGGCUGCAUCUCGGCCAGGAUGUGGACCGGCUGCGCCGGGAGGUGGCCGACCGGGAAAUGCACCUUAACAACCAGAAACAGAACCUGGAGACACUGAAGACCACAUGCACCAUGCUGGAGGAGCAGGUUCUGGAGCUGGAGACCCUGAAUGACGAGCUGCUGGAGAAGGAGAGACAGUGGGAGGCCUGGAGGGCAACACUAGAGGAGGAGAAGAACCAGGCUGAGAGGAGGACCAGGGACAUCCAGAGACUACUGGACACAGAGAAACAGAACAGGCUUCGUUCAGAGCAGCGCAGCUCUGAGUCUCGCCAAGCGGUGGAAAAGGCCGUUAAGGAGCACAAAGCUGAGAUCCUGGCCCUACAGCAGGCCCUCAAAGACCAGAAAGUUAAAGCGGAGAGCCUCGCCGACACUUUUAAUGAUCUGGAGAAGAAGCAUGCCAUGCUGGAGAUGAACGCCCUCAGUUUGCAGCAAAAGCUGGAGAGUGAGAGGGAUCUGAAACAGAGGCUGCUGGAGGAGCAAGAGAAACUGCAGCAGCAGAUGGAUGCCCAGAAGACCCACAUCUUCCGUCUGACCCAGGGGCUGCAGGACGCUCUGGACCAGACGGAUCUGCUGAAGACUGAAAGGACCGACCUGGACUACCAGCUGGAGAACAUCCAGGCUGUGUACUCCCAUGAGAAGGUGAAAAUGGAGGGGACCAUCACCCAGCAGACCAAGCUCAUAGACUUCCUCCAGGCCCAGGCUCAUGGGGGCUCCAAGAAGAAGAAGGGUCUGUUUGGGCGUCGUCGAGAGGAUCUGUUGGCUGCCAUGGCUGCCCAGGCCCAGCCGGUGCCUCUGCAAUACAGCGACAUGAAGAUCGCUCUGGACAAAGAGCGUUCUCGUUGCUCUGACCUGGAGGAUGCUCUGCAGAAAAUGAGAGCAGAGCUGCGAUCUCUGAGAGAGGAAGCGCUCCAGUAUAAGGAUCAUGGUAACUCUGCAAACCCGGCCUCGGCACGGCAGCAGAUGAUUAUAUCUGCCAUGGUGAAGUCUCCGGAGCACCAGCAGGGUCCGACCAACCUGGCACCCUCCAACUCCGAACGCAGGAAGGCGACUGCGACACCCGAGGAGAGAAGGAGGGUCACUUUUGAAAAGUUUAGCCGUCGCUUGAAGGACAGUCAGAGAGACCGAGAGAGGGAGAGAGAGAGGGUGGUGCACCACAACACCCCUCACCGCUUCACAGUGGGACUCAACAUGAGAGCUGCCAAGUGUACGGUGUGCCUGGAUACCGUGCACUUUGGUCGCCAGGCUGCUACCUGUCUCGAAUGUCACGCGUUAUGCCACCCAAAAUGCUCCCCGUGCCUUCCGGCCACGUGUGGCAUGUCCAGCGACUGCUCCCUGCAUCUGUCUGAGGGCCUGUGUCGAGACAAAGGCAGCUCCCCGGGACAACAGCUCAAAGAGGCCAGCGGACACAUGCACCUGGAGGGCUGGAUGAAGCAGCCCAGGAAUGGGAAGCGAGGCCAGGGCUGGGAGAGAAAAUACAUGAUCCUGGACGGGACUAAGGUGUCCAUCUACGAGAUAGAGCCCAGAGAAGAAUCAGUGAAGCCACUGGAAGAGUUUGACCUGUGUUUGUCAGAUGGAGAGGUGGUUGUUCAUGGAGCAGUGGGGGCAUCGGAACUGCCCAACACCGCCAAGUCAGAUGUUCCCUACGUCCUGAAGCUGGAGUCCCGUUGUCACGCCCCCUGUUGGCCUGGACAGUUAAUUUACUUCAUGGCUCCCAGUUUCCCAGACAAACAGCGCUGGGUGGCUGUCAUGGAGUCUGUGGUGGCCGGGGGGCGAGCCUCACGGGAGAAGGCCGAGGCCGACGCAGCUGCUGUGUCCAAAAGACAAAUGGUUCUGUCUCCUCUGGUUCAGAAGCUGCUAGGAAACUCUCUCCUAAAGCUGGAGGGAGAUGACAGGCUGGACAUUAACUGCACCCUCCCCCUCACAGAUCAGAUAGUUAUGGUGGGCUCGGAAGAGGGUCUGUAUGCCCUGAACGUUAUCAAGAACUCUCUAACUCACGUCCCUGGCCUGGGAUCAGUCUUUCAGAUCCACAUCAUCAAAGAGCAAGAGAAACUUCUGAUGAUCGUUGGCGACGAGAGGGCGUUGUGUCUGGUGGAGAUUAAGAGAGUGAAGCAGUCUCUGGCCCAGUCCCACCUGCCCACCCAGUCUGAACUGGCUCCCUACAUCUUUGAGACGGUGAAGGGCUGCCAUCUGUUUGCUGCAGGGAGAAUCGACAACGGGCCUUGUAUAUGCGCUGCUAUGCCUAACAAGAUUACCAUACUGCGCUACAACGACAAUCUCAACAAAUACUGCAUUCGUAAGGAGAUAGAAACUCUGGAGCCCUGCAGCUGCAUCCAUCUGACCAGCUACAGCAUCAUCAUCGGCACCAACAAGUUCUACGAGAUCGAGAUGAAGCAGUUUGUGCUCGAGGAGUUCCUGGACAAGAACGACGUGUCUCUCGCCUCCGCUGUGUUUGCGGCCUCUUCCCACAGUUUCCCCAUCGCCAUCAUGCAGGUGGCCAGCAGUAUGCAGAAGGAGGAAUACCUGCUGUGUUUUCACGAGUUCGGAGUGUUUGUGGACACGUACGGGCGAAGAAGCCGCACCGAGGACAUUAAGUGGAGUCGUCUGCCUCUGUCCUUUGCCUACAGAGAGCCCUACCUGUUUGUCACCUACUUCAACUCUCUGGACGUCAUUGAGGUUCAGGGACAUGCUUCUCUGGGUCCUACAGUGUUGGCUCACCUGGACAUCCCCAACCCUCGCUACCUCGGCCCAGCCAUCUCCUCCGGGGCCAUUUACUUGGCCUCCUCCUACCAGAACAAACUGCGGGUCAUCUGCUGUAAGGGAAGUCUGAUCAGAGAAACCGGAGAGCUGCAGAGGACCGGCUCCAGCAGAGGUCCCAGUAAGCGAGGCCCACCCACCUACACUGAGCACAUCACCAAGCGUUUGACCUCGGGCCCCGGCAGCCACGACGGGCUGCAUCGGGAGCCCAGCACCCCCCAUCGGUACCGGGAGGGCCGCACAGAGUUCAGACGGGACAAGUCUCCCGCCCGGCUGCUGGACAGGGAGAAGUCACCUGGCAGAGUGCUGGACAGUCGCAGGGAAAGGUCACCUGGGAGGUUCGGAGACAGCGCCCGGCUCCAUGCUGGAUCUGUCCGAACACAGCUCGCCCCCGUUAACAAGGUGUGGGAUCAGUCAUCGGUGUGA